AUUUUCUGUACUGUACAUGUACAUGUUGUCUGUGCUGUGCCCACAGCAAACAUGCAUGUGUAUCUUACCGCGACUGAUCUGCAUUGACCGAACCUUUAGAAACUACAUGUACAAAAAACAAACAUAUUUAUUUGAUCACACGCUCCAUUUGAUAUUCCAGGCACUCAGCACGAGCGCGAUGAGCACAAAUGAGGGGGCUUUCCAUUCCCCUGCAUUGGUGACUGUUUGUUCGAUGCACAUGUUCACACGAGCGCACGCAGAACAACCAAUGACAUCUCCAAAAACAUCCAACAAUGACCAGUUAACAUGCCAGACAAGAGGAACAGGGACACACGGAUGCAACAACAGCAGCAGCCAUCAUCUCGAAAGAGUAAACUUGCAUACCGUCCAAACAAUUCACCAGGCUCUGUAGCUUCCCCACCAGUACCAUCUUACCUACGCAUUCUGUUUCCACGACACAUUCAAUUGCGAGAACCUGUACCUCAACUAUUGAGUCAACCUCUUCCAGAUCUCGAUGCAGAAGCAUAUCAUUUUCUGGCCUUACUAGUCAGAGACUUUAUUCAAUCAUGGUAUUCUAGCAUAUCAACUGAUCCACAAUUGAUUACGUCUAUUGUAAAUAUCAUAAUCGAUAUUGCACGCAAAUUGGAACAGCGAUGUAGGGAGGUCAAUUGGGUGGGGCUAUUACUACAGGAUGUGCCAGAUGUGCUUCGGAGACAUUAUGUUGAUUAUAGACAGGCGACUCAAAAAGUGGAAACAGCCUAUGCUCCCAACCAGACAAUUGAGUCCAUCUUUCAUGGACUACAGCCUCAUUUUGCAUUGCAUAAUGGCGAAGAAUCUGAAAAGGAGUACCUUCGACAACUGGCGGAUGAGCUCUUGCGGAUACUGCUACCCAAAUCCGAAUACGACUCUGAUUGUGUUCGAUGGCUCGUACGGGAAAUUCUGUGCUGCCUAGUUCUUCGAAGCCUAGUCGAGAUCCUCACUGAACCAGACAUGGUCAAUUAUAUUGUUAAUACUCUUCUAGUUGAUUUUGAGCCUACGGAUGAAAAAUAUGAAGAAUUCUUGAAAAAGGCUGCAGACAAAAUGGAUACGUCGGACGACAACUUUACUGCAUUCCUUGCAAGCUUGGGGCGUUAUAAGGGCGGGCCGCCUGGAGGCAUGACUCAUCGGUCCUCAACACCAAAUAUUCAGACCACAGAUGAAAUGGUUACGAUGUUACAAGACGCUCAGUCAUCCGCUUUAGGAAUAUAUCAGCAAGAGAGCAAACGCUCACAGACAUCAUUUUUAAGGCCUGAGAGAAAUGAUGGAUUGCAUCCUCAGUGCCUUGCCAAUAAUUUAGAGAUCAAUAGAGUACCAUCACCCUUUUUGGACUCGAGUUUUCGCUCUGCAAGCCCUAUUGAGCCACUUUCAGUGUCUCAGUACGUCCCUUCACUAGAACCACCUCUUCAGAUACCAAUGUUGACCAACAAACCAAUUCUAUUACGUGACAGAGAUACUAGUCGAACUCUCGAUAGGACCACGGGAAAUGGAGGGAAUCGGUAUAUACAAGCGCAACAAAGACGCGGCAGAAAUACUCGUUCGAUGACUUCAUCAUCACGGAUACGGAGGACAGCUAUCUGGGCUGUUACAGAGGCACCUCCAAAAUAUACCAAAUAUAUGAUCAAUAAUGUCCUUAUUCCCUUUGGGAUUUUCCUGGCAGCGUUUUUGAAUUUUAUGCUGUCAGUCCCUAGUAAGGUCAACCAAAUCUCUCAAUCAGUGGUUUGGAUCUAUGCGGAACUAGAGGCGCCGGAACAAACGAACCUAGAGAUGAGCACCAUAAAAUUGCUAAAAGAGAUCUUUUAUCUAGAGGAGCGCAAUCCUGUAAUCUGGAGACAAUGGGAAAUCAUGGGCUGGCCUCUAAUCCGGACAUUUGGUGGGAAUAUCAUCGAUCGGUUACUUGCCCACGGAGUCUAUUGGAUUUUCGCGGAACCUCGGUUGGUCAUGUAUAUCCAAGCAGGCCGGAAUGCCUUGUGGCCAGAUCCAGCGUCUUCCCCACCAAGGCCGAGAGGUGGAGAUGAGGUGGAGAAGGCGCGUAAGGAGGCAGAGCGCCGUAUUUUGAGAAGUGUGCCAGCAUUACUACGUGACACAUUUUUCGGAGAUAAUGGCGUUCAUCAUCUGGUUGCUGCAAAGGAGGCAUUAGAACCCUUCCAGAGCAAGAUUUGUAAUAAGCAUUUGGUCUAUAUUGCGUUAGAUCUGUUGCUUUCUAAAAUAGUUCCUGAAAUAUAUCCAGAACGACCAUGAGAUGGUUGAUCAUAACAAUGUCAACAGCAGGCAGUAAUAAUAAAAAAGAAAAUG
Molecule: messenger RNA, 2331 nt
Organism: Lobosporangium transversale
Lineage: Eukaryota; Fungi; Mortierellomycota; Mortierellomycetes; Mortierellales; Mortierellaceae
Product: PXA domain-domain-containing protein
Exons: 5
Coding region: 307-2277 (656 amino acids)
Cellular component (GO): intracellular membrane-bounded organelle; early endosome membrane
Molecular function (GO): phosphatidylinositol binding
Source: RefSeq, a predicted model, not a curated record